AUGUGGUAUCUCCUUAUCAUUGCGGCGUUAUUCGCCCAUCUAUCAGCCGCUGCGCCAGCAAUUAACAAACGGGCUGACCCUAGUAUCAAAUUGGAUUACGCUACUGUUGUCGGGUCCAGUGUAUUGGGCGUUGACUCGUUCAAAGGGAUCCCUUACGCACAGCCUCCGGUUGGCAAAUUGCGAUUGAAACCUCCGCAGCCCAUUACGACAAAUCUCGGGACCGUGAAGGCCACAGGGAUCCCUAGAGCUUGCCCGCAGAUGUAUCUCAGCUCGGAUAAUAUCCCCGAGGACAUUGUCGGAAGGUUUAUCAACACACCGUUCUUCCAGGCGGUAACCAAUGCCGGCGAGGAUUGCCUCACAAUCAAUGUUCAGAGGCCAUCCUCAGCAACUCCGAACUCCAAACUACCGGUAGUUUUCUGGAUAUUUGGCGGUGCCUUUGAACUGGGUUCCACACAGCUGUAUGAUGGCACCUCAUUGGUCUUGAGAUCUAUGGCGCAGAGAAGAAAUAUUAUAUACGUUGCUGUGAAUUACAGAGUUGGAGGCUUUGGAUUUAUGCCCGGCUCAGAUAUCAAAAAGGAUGGAUCCGCGAACCUAGGGCACCUCGAUCAGCGCCUUGGACUUCAAUGGGUUGCUGACAAUAUUGCCAAGUUUGGUGGAGACCCUGAAAAGGUUACUAUCUGGGGGGAGUCUGCAGGCUCCAUCUCAGUGUUCAACCAAAUGACGAUGUACGAUGGCGACAACACAUACAAAGGAAAACCUCUCUUCCGUGCAGCAAUAAUGAACAGUGGGAGUGUUGUUCCCGCCGACCCUGUUGACUGCCCCAAGGGUGAGGUUGUCUACAACAAAGUUGUUUCAGAAGCUGGCUGUGCCAAUGCCGCCGAUAAACUUGACUGUCUGCGAUCUGUUGACUACACAACCUUCCUCAAUUCCGCAAAUUCGGUGCCUGCUUUCCUUAGCUACAGCUCUGUAGCUCUCUCUUACCUUCCACGACCUGAUGGGAAGGUACUCACUGCGUCUGCGGACGUUCUGGGCAAAAGCGGACGCAUUGCCCGAGUUCCCUUUAUUAUUGGUGACCAAGAAGACGAGGGUACUAUCUUCGCACUCACACAAUCCAACAUCACAACCACUGACCAACUGGUCGACUACUUCAACACCUAUUACUUCAAUGGUGCCACGAAGGAACAACUAAAGCAAUUAGUUGACACUUACCCUGAUAAUCCAUCCGCCGGCUCCCCUUUUAGGACCGGCCCCUUCAACCAGCUAUAUCCGCAAUACAAACGGCUUGCUGCCAUUCUUGGAGACCUAGUCUUCACGCUUAACCGUCGCAUCUUCCUCGAUAUUGCUAACCAGAAGUCCCCUGAUACUCCAUCUUGGUCCUACCUUGCAACCUACAACCACGGUAUCCCAUUUAUCGGCACCUUUCACGCAUCUGAUAUCCUGACUACUUAUGGAUACACACCUGGAAUCCCCAGCACCAGUAUGCAGAAUUACUAUCUUAGUUUUAUUAAUACUAUGGACCCGAACAAGGGAACACCGUCUGGCUUCCCUAAUUGGCCUCGAUGGAGUGAGGGCAAAAAGCUGUUAAACUUUGAAGCAUUGGGGAAUAGUUUGCUCUCGGAUGAUUUUAGGGCGGAGAGUGCAAAUGGAAUUUCCGCACAAUAUGAUGUCUUACGCAUAUAUUUCUAA
Messenger RNA from Microsporum canis CBS 113480, 1686 nucleotides. Its product is annotated as cholinesterase. The coding region runs from base 1 to 1686 and encodes 561 amino acids. The record is from RefSeq and is a predicted model, not a curated record. The transcript has 2 exons. NCBI's taxonomy places the organism in Eukaryota, Fungi, Ascomycota, Eurotiomycetes, Onygenales, Arthrodermataceae.